GGGGGGGGAAGGAGAGGGAGAGCCCUCGGGGCCGGGAAGCGGACCCCGCGGGGAGCCGGCGGCUGGUCGCUCGCUCUGGAGCCGGGAUCACGAUGCGCAGGAAGGGGAGGCCGAGAGGAGAGGAGAGGCUCCCGCUGCCGGCGCUGAGCCACUGACCAGGGGAGGGCCUGGCAACCCCCCUCAUACUGUCCCCCUCCUCCCCAAAGCGCUCCCCCUUCCCUCCCGGGGCACCUCCUCCCUCCAACACCCCCAGCUUUUUUGACUCUAUUUCCUUUUCACAAACUCUUUCCCGAUCCCUUUCUCCCGGUGAAGGAGGGCAGGGAGGGAGGGAGGGGGUCAUGGCGAUGGCUUCCAGCGACUGGGGAGAAUCCCGGGACGAACCCAAACUGUACCCCCACAACGGGGGCGGCGGCGGCGAGGAAUCCUCGGAGAGCCCGGCUCCAUCCUCCUCUCAGACCGGCGGCAGUGAGCCGGAGCUGGGGGACCAGGCGGUCCAGGUGGACUGUGUGGUGUGCGGGGACCGGGCCAGCGGCAAACACUACGGCCAGUUCACCUGCGAGGGAUGCAAGAGCUUCUUCAAGAGGAGUAUCCGGAGGAACCUCUCCUACACCUGCAGGUCAAACCGGGACUGUCAGAUUGACCAGCACCACAGGAACCAGUGCCAGUACUGCCGCCUCCGAAAGUGCUUCAAAGUGGGCAUGAAGCGAGAAGCAGUCCAGCGUGGCAGGAUUCCACCAGCGCAGGCCAGCCCCGGGGAGCUCUCGCUGUCUGGGGGAGACCACCUGAAUGGAGGCAAUAUCUCGGGACUUAUCUCCCUGCUGCUGAGAGCAGAGCCGUACCCCACGUCUCGCUUCAGUACCCACUGCAGCCAGUACAACCUCAUGAGCAUUGACAACAUCUGUGAGCUGGCAGCCAGGCUGCUGUUCAGCGCCGUGGAGUGGGCCAGGAACGUCCCGUUCUUCCAUGAGCUACAGAUCUCCGACCAGGUGGCACUGCUGCGGCUGAGCUGGAGUGAGCUGUUUGUGUUGAAUGCUGCCCAGUCGUCCCUCCCCCUUCACAUGGCUCCCCUCCUGGCAGCCGCUGGCCUCCACUCCACGCAGAUGUCUGCGGAUCGAGUGGUUAGCUUCAUGGACCAGAUCCGAAUCUUCCAGGACCAGGUGGAGAAGCUCAAGGUUUUGCAGGUCGACUCUGCAGAGUACAGUUGCCUGAAGGCCAUUGCCCUGUACACGCCAGACGCCUCCGGUCUCUCCGAGCCUGCACACAUUGAGAGCUUGCAGGAGAAGGUUCAGGAGUCGCUGGCUGAGUAUGUACGAUGUCAGUACCCUCCGCAGCCCCAGCGCUUUGGUAAGCUGCUCUUACGACUCCCGGCAUUACGGGCAGUGCCGGCCUCCCUCAUUGGACAACUCUUCUUCAUGAGGCUGGUGGGCAAGACACCCAUCGAGACCCUAAUCAGAGACAUGCUCCUGUCUGGAGGUUCCUUCAACUGGCCUUACAUGCCAACUCAAUGAUGAGCCUGAUUCCUAACGGGCUCCAACUAGACUGUUACUGGGCGCUGCCAAGUAUGCCAUCUAGCAUACGUGAGAUUAAACUGGAUCAAUUGACUUCAGGCACUAACUAGAUCCUGGGAUGCAGUAUUUAAAUGAGUACUUUGCUUUUUUUUUGUUUGCGAAAAGACAUUACGCCAAAAUGUGAUAAUGUUUCAUGGAAUAGUCGCUGUUCCUGGAUGAUGAGAUGUUACAGGCAGAGGUGCUUGUGAAUUGUGUGCCCCCCCCCCCCGGCCGCCCCAUACCCACACCAACCCCAGGUUGGGAUGAGGGAAAUAUUCAGCCUGAAGACUGUCCUCUGGCUUCAGGAGAAGGUAUCCAGACCCAAUUGAGUGUAGGAUUGACCCCGGCGCUGUCUACCCAAGUCACCGUCUUCCUUCACUCAUGAGGAUUGGUUGAGUGGACAGAGGUCCUGGAGGCUCCUGAUCCAAAAUGAGAGAACCACUGGGAAGGUAGAGGCAUCAGAUUUCAUGCAGCGAUUUGAUUUAACAAAUGGGCAAGUCUCGCCUUCAGUGGAAUCACAUAAUUAAGAAGUUCUGGCUGCAUGUUAAAGAAGUGGGCAGUGUUUGGUUGUGCACACGUUUGGUGACGUUUGAGAGCAGUGUUGGAAGGGGACUAGAUUACUCAGUCUUUAAUUCAUAACGCACUCCAAGGUGGAGGAUGUCACAUUGUCACUUCCCUCCUCAUUGUCCCAACCUGCCCCUGCCAACCUUGAGGAGCACUUCACAAUUCCCACGUACACACCCAGACAUUAGAAGAAGGAAACAAAGGAUUGAGAUUGCAGCAUUGUUUAAAAAGCAAUUGGAGAAGUAUUUCAAAAUGAAAGCAAUGCUAAGGAAGAAGCAAUGAAAUAGAUUCACAUUAAGACCCCAUACUAGUCAGUUGAGGUGGGAAGGAUGCCUAUUUUUUCUGUGCUGUAAUAUUUCAGAAUUCUGGUCAAAUUGCUUGCAUCUCCUACAGCUCACAUCCUCCUGAAGCUCCUUUCAGAGUCACCUUUCAAAAUCUAGUCCUGAUAUUGAACAAUAGCAUCAUAUUCAUUGUGAGUGUAUCCUUUAACUGUACCUUCUAGUUUGUGUGACAUAGCCUCCUGAUUUAACUGACUGUCU
Molecule: messenger RNA, 2650 nt
Organism: Hemiscyllium ocellatum (epaulette shark)
Lineage: Eukaryota; Metazoa; Chordata; Chondrichthyes; Orectolobiformes; Hemiscylliidae
Product: COUP transcription factor 1-like
Exons: 3
Coding region: 339-1508 (389 amino acids)
Biological process (GO): negative regulation of transcription by RNA polymerase II; anatomical structure development; cell differentiation
Molecular function (GO): zinc ion binding; nuclear receptor activity; RNA polymerase II cis-regulatory region sequence-specific DNA binding
Source: RefSeq, a predicted model, not a curated record